Messenger RNA from Amaranthus tricolor (Joseph's coat), 2352 nucleotides. Its product is annotated as RING-H2 finger protein ATL80-like. The record is from RefSeq and is a predicted model, not a curated record. Bases 902 to 1483 code for a protein of 193 amino acids. The transcript has 3 exons. NCBI's taxonomy places the organism in Eukaryota, Viridiplantae, Streptophyta, Magnoliopsida, Caryophyllales, Amaranthaceae.
UAUAAUCUAAGUCUUUAUAUAUUCAAAAUAUGCGGGUAAUUUUUCGUGCCCAUAACUGAUAAAAAAUUCGGUAAAUAUUAAAGAACACACUUGCGAACGCGAACAGAGCAUUACUCGUUAAAACACAUACCGAUCAAAGAUGCUCAUUUGAGCGCACCUACCAAAACAAGAUGAGAAGUCAUUUCAAUUUUUAUAAACUUCUACUAAGAAAAUGAGAGCUGCAUUGUCUAAAGAGAUUGAUAUGUCACAUCGUGUAUGGAAUUCGAGACUGGCGGCGUAGUUGGCUGCUGCAUUGAUAGAUGUUGUAGAUGGAUUAAGGAAGGGAAUACCGGGUGAUAAAAUUGUGGAGCGAACGCCGGCACCGUUGAUUCCUGGGACGGGAAGGGUAAAGAAGGCGGCCAUUUAUGGAGGAGCGUUCGCGACUCCGGGUGUACGGAUCAUGGGAUUGGAUCGUGUGCGGUGACAGCAGUAUUUGAUGGAUUGGAUAAGGGAAGAGAACGAUGGAUGCUUUUUGGAAUUACUGAAGGCCACUGCUGUUAUUCAAAAACUUGAUUGAGUGGGUGCCAGAGUUGUUAGCACUGUUCCUGAAUGAUAGGAAGUAUGUCUUUUUAGAUGCAUGAGAACCUUUUAUAAAUUAAUGUACCACAUCCAUCCAGGCAAGUGCAAUCCUUUUGAUGAAGCCAACACUGUUUGGAGCAGGGAGCAGAUUUUUUUUUUAUGAGAAUGUACUGAUGUUCUACUGCUAUGCAGGUUGGAGUCUUUGGCAUCCUUGACAGAAAAACUCUUUGAACACUCCUAUACCCUGCCUACACCCCUUACCUGCACACUCCUAUACACCCUACAGGCCUACUCCCAGUCCCAAGUAAAGAUAAAAAAAAAAACAAAUAAAGAAGGGAAUAUCAUGCCUGAUAGUCUUAGAAUUCUUUCGGCUGUUAACUCAUCAGUGACUGCCGAUAAUGGAGGACUAACAUCAACCCAAUCAGAUUAUGUCAUCAUCCUGGCUGCGCUCUUUUGUGCUCUUAUCUGUUCAAUCGGUCUCAUUAUGGCAGCUCGUUGUGUUUGUCUCCACCACCCUCUCAAUCUUUUCACGACAGGCUCAGCCCUUCAGACCUCAGCACCCUCUCCACCAGGUCUUAGCAAGAAGACCCUCCAACUACUGCCAACAACCAAGUACAUUUUUGAAGCAAGUGGUAGUAACAAACAGACUGAAUGUGCCAUCUGUUUGACGGAUUUUGGUGAUGGAGAUAUGAUGAGAAUUCUUCCGCGAUGUAACCAUGCAUUUCAUGUAACAUGCAUUGACACUUGGCUUGGCUCCCACUCAUCAUGUCCAUCUUGUAGACAGUUAGUUCUGGUAGUUGGUCAAUGUUGUCACUGUGGUGGAUUCUCGACUCAUCGAGGCUUCCAUGGCACUCCUUCUGAGGUACGUGUGAGAGAGAUUGAUAUGAUGUGCCGACAAGACAAUGUGCGUGCAUUUCUACCUUAGAAAUAUAGCAAGGGACUUUUGUGUUUUCUUAUCUUUUUCUCGUUCUGGUUACUAUAUCCAUUAUGUUCAUUUAGUCAUAAUAUUAAGCUUUUAAUAAAAGAAUGAAUCAGAAGCAGUUUAGUUUUCAUACUGGUGUAUUUGAUUACGACAUUCUUAUAGAAGUAUAUUUACGGGUUUUUCGCUCUAUAUUUGUUACUUUUGCUUUGGACUAGUAAAACAAAUUCACUAAUAAAAUGUUGCUGAGAACUUCAUUUAUCAGUAUAUACUGUCUAUGAACUUUUGAUGCACUCAUCUAUUGCUGUACGCCUGUACGGCUGUACUUGUCCGGGACCCUUUUAUGCUGUUCAGUGUUAGAAAACUAGAUUUCAAGAACUAUGGUGUUGACACCAAUGGUAGACAACUUGCUCGAGUUAUCUGCUUUUGAAGAACCUAGUUCCACUCACAAAGGCAUAUUCCACGGUCUCUGUUCAUUCCAGAAGAUGACUUGCUCGAUUUUUCACAAAUCGCAACCGAAGAAACAAGUUCCAGGUACUAAGGCAUAAUUCAUGUCAACUUCUCUGUUCACUUUGGAGUUGUUUGCUGUCUAAGAUGUGCCAUUACUGAAAGCAGCUUUUUAUGUGACUUUUUAUUCACUUUAGCUUUUUGUCAUUUAUUAGUUGCUUUAGACUGAACUUGCUAAUUAACAAUAUAUUUGCCCUUGAUUAGUUAGGUCACUUUCAGAAGCACCAAUCAUGUUUCAUGAUAUUUUAAGCCCAUGUCAUUUGAGCGUAAUGCUAUGUUGAUUCUAUUGUUCUUCUAUGCACUUCCACUUUUUUGUUUACUUGUUUACUUAAUAGUGUAUAUGACUAAAGAAUAUAUAUAGUAUAUAC